AUGAUGACAUCUCCAAACUUUGUCUUCUUAGUGGCGUAUUUGCUCUUUGGGAACCUGGUUUGUCUUUUCUCGUCUUUUUCUACAGCUCAGACGAACCAUCUUGUUCUGUCCACAACUGCUCAUCAAGACAUUGGAUUUAUAUCAGCUAAUGUUGGUGACAACGUGUCUUUGUCAUGUUUAUUCAGAGUGGAUGAUUUGAAACUUUACUGGUACAAGCAAACACUGGGUCAGAAGCCACAGCUUAUCUGUAUCGUAGAAACGUCAGGUGCAAGUGGCCGAACAGACAGUAAUUGUAAUGAAUUUGGAAAAAAUCCACGCGUCUCACUUCAAACUGAUGCUGGUUUGAAUCACUUAAACAUUUCUGAUGUUCAACUUUCAGACUCAGCGACUUACUUUUGUGUAGUCGGUCACUCACGUUGGCUUAAAUUUAAAGAAGUCAUCACUGUGAGUGUGGAGGGUUCAAGGUGGAAUCUUCACCCUCUGGUCCAUCAGUCAGAGUCACAAAGACUUCAGCCAGGAGAUUCUGUCACUCUCAACUGUACAGUUGACACAGGAGCAUGUGCUGGAGAAGAACACAGCGUUUACUGGCUCAAGAACUCUCAAGAACCUCACCAUGGAACCAUUUACACCAAAGGAGACAGAAGUGAUCAGUGUGAGAGGAAACCCAACACUCAAACACACACCUGUGUCUACAAAUUACCAAUGAACAGUGUGAAUCUCUCUCAUGCUGGGACCUACUACUGUGCUGUCGCCACAUGUGGACAUAUACUGUUCGGGAACGGGACCAAACUGGACUUUAAGGGUAAGAAACUUCUAGAUGCCACCUCAUCUGAUGAGUAG
Molecule: messenger RNA, 840 nt
Organism: Solea solea (common sole)
Lineage: Eukaryota; Metazoa; Chordata; Actinopteri; Pleuronectiformes; Soleidae
Exons: 2
Coding region: 1-840 (279 amino acids)
Biological process (GO): response to bacterium
Source: RefSeq, a predicted model, not a curated record